GACCCUCUCAGCAUUCAAGGCCAGAGUGAGAGGGGAUCUAACUAUUGUAAGUCUCUGUGUGUUGUCUACAGAGAGGGGGAGACAGAAAGAAAGACAGGAGAAGAGAGCAGCAGCGGGAGCAGCAGCAGCCUUCAACUCGAGUUAUUUGCUGCAGCUUGAAUUCAGAGUUGUACUCUAAACUUAUGAAAACAUUUCUAUCCACUGUCGCCUCUCAGCUCUGCAGAGCUCGCCCUGUCACUUCGGCCCCGUCGUCUCACCCUCCACACAGCCCCUCUGCAGACUAUCGACCUGACUUGACUUCCAUUAAACUUAACGGGAAGAGAAGAGGCUGCGGAGUGUUCAUCAAGUGGAGAAGCGGUCAGAGGUAGCCAGAGCUGUCAUGGCCAUGUCCCAGGAACGGAGCGUGCAUCUGGGGCUGUGGAUGCUCCUUUUGCUUGGAGCAGGCGUGGAGGAAGCUGUGGAGGGAUGUAGCUGCCACCCAGCACACCCACAGCAGCUCUUUUGCAGCGCUGAGAUUGUGAUAAGGGCAAAAAUCUCUGGAGAGAAGAUUGUGUCUCCUAGCAACAGCUCCUCACCUUACAUGAAGAUGAUCCAAUACGGAGUCAAAAUGAUCAAGAUGUUUAAAGGAUUUGACCGAGCGAAGGAUAUCCAGUACGUGUACACUCCCGUCUUCUCCUCACUGUGUGGAGUCAAACUGGACGCUAACAAUAAAGCAGGUUAUCUGCUCUCAGCAAGUAUGUGGAGAGAUGGGCGAAUUUCUAUUGGCCAGUGUGACCUGGUGGAGUCGUGGGACAACUUAUCUCUGUCACAAAGAAAGAAUCUGAACUACCGAUACCAGAUGGGCUGCGAGUGCAGGAUCAACACAUGUUACACGGUGCUGUGUGCGUCCACGGGAGAGAACGAGUGCUUGUGGACUGACUGGCUGCUGGAUAACAGUCUAAAUGGAGAGCAGGCCCGGCAGUAUGCCUGCAUCCGGCGAUCGGACAUGAGCUGUAGCUGGUACCGGGGUGGGCCUGCGUCGGAGAAAGACUUCAUGGACAUGACUGACCCAUGAUCCGUAAACCUGACACGCCCUGCUUUAGAAGAUUUGAAACAAAAUAGGCCAAUUUUUCUUUUCCUUUGGCCUGCAGGGGGAAAAAUCUAGUACAGAGUCUUAGCAGGGUUCAGGUGGUCACUCCAACUAUAACAUUUGAAAGGCAGGAGCUUCGAGCAUCCAUCUGACUCAUAUAUUCAGUUUUACACGAUCCACUUCAAAAAUAUGAAAGAAUCAGAACAGCAGCAGGAUAUUUACAACAAAUUGUUUACUCCAAAAGGAGAUUCGCCUUGUUUAACAAAUGUGGAAGACUCUAAACUGUUGAUGUGUGAGCUUUUGUAAAUGAAGUGAUGCAGCAAGAGUAGGUUGGCGUGCCUCUGCAUACUUUUUAAGCUGUGAUUUUCACCAUUACUGCAGCUUUUUGCCCACACAACCUGGUGUUGAACUUUUAUCCUGACACAUGACACUUCACUGUCACGGCCGAUGAGAACAUUCAGGAAAUACAGCACCAUGCAGAGGCUUUAGGCACUAAAACUACAGCAAGUAUACCUGUAGCUUCAACAAACAAGGGAAACUUAUUUAUUCCUAAAAUUCAGACAAAGUGCAAAGGGAAAAAAGCAGUUGUAAUCUUUUUUACAAUUUUCAGUUUCUUAAUGGCGUCUUCGGUUGCUAAACCCUUGAUACAUGGCUGUUUAUAACUUUUAGAGUUUUUGUGCAUCAUUAGAAUCAAAUCUGCAUUGUCACAUGCCUAAAAUUUUGCACACUGCUGUAUGCAAAAGAAAAAUGCCACUCAACAGUUUUUAACUCAUCUUUCCACUUGUACAUUUAAAUGAUUUUAUUUCAAAAUCUUGAGUGUGUAAAUAUUGUAUUUCAGUUAUAAUUAACAUUUUCACAGCUAACCAGAAAUUUUCUUAUAGCGUAGUUUGAUCCAUCGUGUGUUUCUAUGUGCUGAGUGUCCUUGUUGUAGCUUUUGUCCUCUUAUUUUGUGCCAAAAACCUCUAAUCUAGCGCUUUAACAACAGCACUGCCACCAGUAGAAGACAAGCCUUUCCUCCUAGGAGGAAAGGAUGUAACAGGAUGAAGUUCACUUCUAACUCCUUGAAUCAGGAGGAAGAUUAUUCUCCUAAGUAAUGCAGAUUUAUAACGUUGUUCAGUAAAAGAAGACCCAUUUAGUACAAAAUCUGAGUCAGAAGCGACUCCCGUUUUACGACUAGAUCACUUCACUAAAGUCUCAGAUUAAAAUGCAUUAUUACCUGCUGCUCCUGUUUUACAAGUCCUCAAAACGAGUUCUGUUCAGCAGUGAAAUAUUUUCAUUUGAGUGUCAUUUCACAAACCACAUAAUAAUGAAUAAAUAAAUUGGGACUCUAGUGAAAUGUUUGUUUUAUACUGAAAACAUGUUUGGGUUUGUAUUUAUGUCUCUGUACUGUCUCAAAGUUUUCUAUCUCCAUGUACCAAAAAAUGAUUGUAUAUAAAAUGUCUCAGUGGAA
Molecule: messenger RNA, 2519 nt
Organism: Nothobranchius furzeri (turquoise killifish)
Lineage: Eukaryota; Metazoa; Chordata; Actinopteri; Cyprinodontiformes; Nothobranchiidae
Product: metalloproteinase inhibitor 4
Biological process (GO): negative regulation of endopeptidase activity; response to hormone; response to cytokine
Cellular component (GO): extracellular matrix
Molecular function (GO): metalloendopeptidase inhibitor activity; protease binding
Source: RefSeq, a predicted model, not a curated record